Messenger RNA from Neofelis nebulosa (Clouded leopard), 639 nucleotides. It is a transcript of the gene S100A11, whose product is annotated as S100 calcium binding protein A11. The transcript has 3 exons. The coding region runs from base 154 to 465 and encodes 103 amino acids. Lineage: Eukaryota; Metazoa; Chordata; Mammalia; Carnivora; Felidae. Gene Ontology annotation, cellular component: cytoplasm. The record is from RefSeq and is a predicted model, not a curated record. Gene Ontology annotation, biological process: regulation of cell population proliferation. Gene Ontology annotation, molecular function: calcium ion binding; calcium-dependent protein binding.
CCCGGGGGGCGGAGGCGGAGGCGGGCCCGGGAGAGGUGGGAGCCCGAGCCCGAGCCCGCGCCCGCGCCCGCCACCCGGAGCUCACAGCCCGCCGCUGCCGCUGCUGCCGCCGCCGCUGCCCCGCCACAGCGCCCGCGACCGCUCCGCGCAGACAUGGCAAAAAUGUCCAGCCCUACUGAGACUGAGCGGUGCAUCGAGUCUCUGAUUGCUGUUUUCCAGAGGUAUGCUGGAAAGGAUGGUAAUAGCUGCAAACUCUCCAAGACAGAGUUCCUAACCUUCAUGAAUACAGAGCUGGCUGCCUUCACAAAGAACCAGAAGGACCCUGGUGUCCUUGACCGCAUGAUGAAGAAACUUGACACCAACUCCGAUGGGCAACUGGACUUCCAAGAAUUUCUUAAUCUUAUUGGCGGCUUGGCCAUAGCUUGCCACGACUCCUUUUUAAGGUCUACCCAUUUCCAGAAGUAAAUCUGAGGGGGGCUCUUGGGCCUGGCCUGCAGACCACCCCCUUUCCUUCAAAACAGCCUCCCAGUCAUCAUCUCCUCAUCACUUCCUACACGUCCUUGAGCCCAGAGCAUCCACUGCCCCGUGCAGGCCAGUCCUGCUGGUGGUAAAUAAAGAAAUGGCGUUUUUUAAAAUUUA